Arachis duranensis is the source of this 2025-nucleotide messenger RNA. Its product is annotated as FRIGIDA-like protein 4a. Bases 141 to 1712 code for a protein of 523 amino acids. The transcript is spliced from 5 exons. The record is from RefSeq and is a predicted model, not a curated record. NCBI's taxonomy places the organism in Eukaryota, Viridiplantae, Streptophyta, Magnoliopsida, Fabales, Fabaceae.
UUCUCUCUCUGUCACUUCUUUUCUCUUUCGUCGCUCGUCUUCUCUUCUUCUUCUUCUUCUUCUUCUCCUUCUUCCUGUUUCAGCGCUCCAAUUAGGGUUUCCACAGUAAGUCACAAAGCGCAGAAACAACUACCACGGCCAUGGGGUCCAUCCCCGAUCCCGGCGAGCUGAGCGAGGUUGCUCCUCCGCCGAGCUUCGACGAGUUCCAGCGUCAGACCUCACUUAUGACCAGCUGCACACUCCUCUGGAAGGAGCUCUCCGACCACUUCUCCUCACUUGAGAAGGACCUAGUCAGCAAAUCAGAAGCACUCAAGGUCAAGAUUCGCACCUUCGACAACCACACCGCUCAGUCCCUAAAACUCCUUGACCACCGCGAGUCCUCCAUCGAGGGAAGCGUCCAGAUCGCCCUCCGCAAACUCGACAACAACCGGACCGCUGCGCUCUCCGCUCUUACCGACUCUGACUGCGGCGACUCCGCCGCCGGCGAUGGUGAGGUGGACAAUGGCGAGGGCCUAGUGCUGAAGCUGAAGUCAUUCUGCCUGAGAAUGGAUGCGGUAGGGUUUUGGAUGUUCGUGAUCGGGAAGAAAAAGGAACUGGAGGCGCUGAGGUCGGAGAUGCCGGUGGCGCUGUCGGAGUGUGUGGAUCCGGCGAAGUUCGUCCUGGAGGCGAUAUCGGAAGUGUUUCCUGUGGACAAGAGAGGAGGGGAGAAGGUAGGUAGCGGGGACCUAGGUUGGGCGUGCGUGCUGGUGCUGGAGUCGCUGAUCCCGGUGGUGGUGGACCCUGUGAUAGGGAAGUCGAGGUUGAUGGUGACGCCGGCAGUGAAGGAGAGGGCGAAGGAGAUCGCUGAGACUUGGAAGGCGAGCCUUGAGGAGAGGGGAGGGAUCGAGAACGUGAAGACCCCUGACGUGCACACGUUCUUGCAGCACCUUGUUACCUUUGGGAUUGUCAAGAAGGAUGACUUAGAGAAAUGUCAAAAGAUAGUUACAGCGUGGGAAAGACAUGUAGCUGAUCUCUUUCUUCUAAUGUUUGUUGAUAUAUGCACUGCAGAUAUGAUUGAAGAGUUAAUCAGCAAAGGCCAGCAGCUUGAUGCAGUGCACUUUACAUAUGAAGUAGGUCUUGUGGACAAGUUCCCUCCUGUUCCGCUACUCAAAUCUUAUUUGAAGGAUGCAAAGAAAGUUGCAUCAUCUAUAUUGGAAGAUCCUAAUAAUGCAGGCCGAGCUGCGACCCUAGCUGCAAGAAAAGAGCAAUCUGCCCUCAGGGCUGUGAUUAAAUGCAUUGAGGAGUACAAACUUGAGGAUGAGUUCCCUCCCGAAAAUCUGAAGAAGCGACUUGAUCAGUUGGAGAAGGUCAAGACGGACAAGAGGAAACCAGUUGUUGUCCCUGCCAACAAAAGAACAAGAGCAAGCAACAGCAAUGGUGGCCCAAUGCCUCCUGCCAAGGCUGGCCGUUUGACCAAUGCAUAUGUGUCAUCUUUCCCUGCUGCUCCGGCAUUUGUUAGGUCUCCAUCACACGGGCAAUACCCAGCUGCUCUUCCAGCAUAUCCUUCCCCACCACACAUGUACGGAAGCAGAAGCCCCCCCUAUGCUGCUUACUCACCGGAGCCAGCACCAGCUAUGGCAGGUUCAUACCCAGCUGCAUCAAUGAACUACCCUGCAUAUGGUGGCUAUGGAAAUGUUAUGGCACCAACUUAUCAGCAGGCUUACUACCGAUAGACAUGACAUCCCAAAAGAUGGUAACCACUGAUAUGACGACCUUGAUCCCAUUUACUUUCUCAAUGUUGUUUGUAAUCACUAACCGUUUUAACGGUAGAAGUUCUGUGUGUUAAUUAUAACUACUGUCCCACUUCCUGCUCUGCAUGGCGAGAAGUUGUAUUUCUAAUGUUGAUCCCGUAGUACUAGGCGAUUGUGGAAGGUAACUAGGACGGCCAAGAAACAUCAGAAAACUCAUCUACCAAUGUUCGGUUUAGUUGUAGAAAGACUUACUGUUACUAUGUUUACAAUUAUAUAUUUUUAUCCUGUGAUCGAA